AUAUAUUUUUUAUUUUUUUGAUUAUUUGAGGAAAUGAAAUAAAUAAUAAUAAGAGAUUUUUGUCUACUUUUCCUGCAAAAUUCACAGUUACAGAGGACUUGUCUGCGAGAGACCCCCUUCCUUUAUUGAUGUGGAAAAAGAAAAGGGAUUUCUACCCGAAGAGCCAUGUCAGGUUUGUAUAAUUCCAACUUCUCUCCUGCAAGAGCUGCUUCUCCACAGAUUAGAAGCACCCCAGAUGUUGAUAGCCAGUACUACUUGCAAGAGUUGUUAGCGGAGCAUCAGAAGCUAGGACCUUUCAUGCAGGUGAUUCCCAUAUGUAGCCGACUCUUAAAUCAAGAGAUCUUUCGGGUUUCGGGAAUGAUGUCAAACCAAGGAUUUGGAGACUUUGACAGACUGCGGCAUAGAAGUCCCAGUCCCAUGGCUUCCUCAAACCUGACGUCAAAUAUCUCGGGUUCAGGCUCAGGUGGUUGGAAUGGUCUUCCCCAGGAGCGAUUAAGUGGACCUACUGGAAUGACGAUGGACUGGCAAGGUGCACCUGCAAGCCCUAGUUCAUAUACUGUGAAGGGGAUUUUGCGUCUCGAAAUUCCAGUAGAUACUUAUCCAAAUUUCAAUUUUGUUGGGAGACUUCUGGGCCCUAGAGGCAAUUCGCUAAAACGUGUGGAAGCUACCACUGGCUGCCGUGUAUACAUUAGAGGGAAAGGGUCAAUAAAGGAUCCGGAAAAGCAUAAGCCUUUUUCCCUCUUGUUCCAUCUCAAGGAAGAGAAGCUAAGAGGAAGACCAGGCUAUGAGCACUUGAAUGACCCACUCCAUAUCUUGAUUGAGGCUGAUUUACCUGCCAAUAUUGUUGACAUAAGGCUGAGACAAGCACAAGAAAUCAUCGAGGAACUGCUCAAGCCUGUGGAUGAGUCUCAGGAUUUUAUCAAGAGGCAGCAGCUGCGUGAACUGGCCUUGAUAAAUUCAAAUUUCAGAGAAGAGAGUCCCGGGCCAAGCAGUAGCAUCUCCCCGUUCAAUACAAGUGGAAUGAAACGCCCGAAAACAGGAUGCUGAAAACUCAUAUCCAUGUACCCAUAUAUACAUAUAUAUGCAUUGGUUUCUGUCCUGCUCCAGGAUAAAACGCCCAAGCAUUACUUCCAACACAUCACAUUUCAGCAGAACAGCAACGAAAGAAUAGGCUAACAGUUCUUUGCUGGUCAGCUUUCCGUUCGGGGGCUUUUUUGUUUAAAAAUUGUUGGUUCUUUUUUUUUUUUUUUCUUUUGGAGAGCGGGAACAAAAAAAAAUGGAGAGAAGAAUUGAAAGGAAAAAAAAAACAAGAAUUAUAUAGUUUGCUGUUGAAUUUAGGUUUGGGAGGUCUAUAUUUCAUUGUAAGUUGGAUUUACAUUCAUUGGAUUUAUUCUUGUGUUGUUAAU
Molecule: messenger RNA, 1406 nt
Organism: Tripterygium wilfordii
Lineage: Eukaryota; Viridiplantae; Streptophyta; Magnoliopsida; Celastrales; Celastraceae
Product: KH domain-containing protein At2g38610
Exons: 8
Coding region: 166-1047 (293 amino acids)
Biological process (GO): regulation of mRNA splicing, via spliceosome
Cellular component (GO): nucleus
Molecular function (GO): mRNA binding
Source: RefSeq, a predicted model, not a curated record